UACAGCUCCAGCCAGUUGGAGGUUUCGAGAGCGGAGUCCACACACACGCGAAACAAAACCAAACGAAACGCCAGAAAGCUUUGCCCAAUGCAAAUAAUCGUUUAACUCUAGUUCUGUGAUGUCACAGUGAAACCCGAAUCGAAAUAGUGAACAAAAAUAAAAAAAUACAAAAAUAAAAUUGCAAAAGUGAACAAAAAUAGCAGAAACAAUACAUUUUAAAAUUGGAUCGCUGUGAAGUUGUUUUUAGCUGUUGGUUUUCCUUGCGACCCUACAUUGUUUUUCUUCGCUGGCAACGUAGUCGGCCAUUGAGUUGGCCGAUACCAAACGACCUUCAAAACGUUUUGCGUCGAGGCAAUACGCACCAUGGGCUGCGCACAGUCUGCCGAGGAGCGAGCCGCAGCCGCCAGGAGUCGCCUCAUCGAGCGCAACCUCAAGGAGGAUGGCAUACAGGCGGCAAAGGACAUUAAACUGCUGCUGUUGGGUGCCGGCGAGUCGGGAAAGAGCACAAUAGUCAAACAGAUGAAAAUCAUUCACGAGAGCGGCUUCACUGCGGAGGACUUUAAACAAUAUCGACCGGUUGUCUACAGCAACACAAUACAAUCAUUAGUUGCCAUACUGCGAGCGAUGCCAAACCUAAGUAUUCAGUACAGCAAUAAUGAGCGGGAGAGCGAUGCUAAAAUGGUGUUUGACGUGUGCCAGCGGAUGCACGACACCGAACCCUUCUCAGAGGAGCUGCUGGCCGCCAUGAAGCGUCUCUGGCAGGAUACUGGCGUCCAGGAGUGCUUCUCGCGCAGCAACGAAUACCAACUGAAUGAUUCCGCUAAAUAUUUCCUGGACGAUUUGGAUCGGUUAGGCGCCAAGGACUACCAGCCAACUGAACAGGAUAUCUUGCGUACUCGCGUCAAGACCACUGGCAUCGUUGAGGUUCACUUCUCCUUCAAGAAUCUCAACUUUAAAUUGUUUGACGUGGGCGGCCAGCGUUCUGAGCGUAAGAAGUGGAUACAUUGCUUUGAGGAUGUCACGGCGAUCAUUUUCUGCGUGGCCAUGUCGGAGUACGAUCAGGUGUUGCAUGAGGACGAAACUACGAACCGCAUGCAAGAGUCGCUGAAGCUGUUCGAUUCGAUCUGCAACAACAAAUGGUUUACGGACACUUCGAUCAUAUUGUUCCUGAACAAGAAGGAUUUGUUCGAGGAGAAGAUACGCAAGAGUCCACUGACAAUUUGCUUCCCCGAGUACACAGGGGGACAGGAGUAUGGCGAGGCGGCUGCAUACAUCCAGGCUCAAUUCGAAGCGAAAAACAAAUCAACCUCAAAAGAAAUCUACUGCCACAUGACGUGUGCCACAGAUACCAACAACAUUCAGUUUGUGUUCGAUGCCGUCACCGAUGUCAUCAUAGCAAAUAACCUGCGCGGCUGUGGACUGUACUAAGCGAUUGGUUGCCGGGACAUGUGGAGCAUGUGGACGUGGAUAUGGACGACGAUGUGGAGCAGAUUGGGGGCGUUAGCAGGGAACACCGUAACGGUAUUAAAGAGCAGCGCGGGAGCACAACAACCCACCAGCAUUGAUCAAAAACAAAAGAAAAUUUAAGAGCAAACGAUGAUAGAACCAACAAACAAGCAAAGCCCAAAGAACUUUUAUUUGUUUAACAAAGCAAACAGAUGAUCCCCGAGUAUGAUGGGAGAACAUGCAACAAGUACAUUAUAAUAUUGAUCCAGAUAAGAUAAGCAGAUUAACAAUGCUAAUGCAGAUCACAGAUCGCGAUCAAGAUCGGGUACGAUCGGUGAAUUGGAUAGGCAGCUGACACUGAGCCAUAGACAAGCAGUUUGAUUGAAAGCAUUUCCUAUAUACAUAAAUACAUGCAUACAAACAUAUACAUACAUACACACAUACAUACAUAUGCAUUAUGCAAGCCCCAUGUACGACAUGACAGCCAUAACACACAACACACACAAAGCAAACACGCAUAAGCAUCGCAUAGUUGUUGUUUGGUCUGAAUAAUUUUUAUAGAAUUUCAUUAAUUUACGUGUAGCUUAGUUUCCUCAUGUAUUUAUUAAACGAAAACCAAACGAGCGUAUAUAUAUAUAUAUAUAUAUAUGUGUAUAUGAAUGUACACACACCUACUUAUAUAUAUAUAUAUAUAUGUAUUUAUAUAUAUAUACAUACAUACAUAAUAUAUAUUUAAUGUUUCCUGUUGCAAUCUCUCUUUGAAAUUAUUCAUGCCAUCAACGCUCUCUGCAUUUGUCGUGCUUGCUUAGACUUAAGUUUUGAAAAGUUUCAACAACAAGAACAACCAGAACAAAGUAAGAAUAAUAAUAAUAAUAAUUAUUUUGAUUGCGUUGCGUGUCAGCGUGUGGGCAAAAGUAAAUAUACAUAUAUUAUAUGACAUUAACAUGAACAAACCAAAAUGGGAAAAUAUAAGAAAACAUAACAUAACAUAACACUCACACAAAAGUAAUGAAAGAAAAUCUUUAAAGUUUAAGUCUAAUUUAAAGAUAAAUGAAACGGAUAUAAAUCUCUAUCUAUUGUAUUUACAAACCCAAACUAAACUUAACUAAACUAACAAAAAAUGUAAGAGUAACGCAAAGCAUAUGUGGCCACUUAACUAACUUGUGUAAAAAGCAGCAGCCAUCAAUGAUUGAUGCGUUUCAAUGUAUGUAAAUUGUAAUUUGUUGAAUUUACGUGUAUAGGAGAGGUUUAGCUGGCAUACACACAACACACUAAACACACACACACACGCACGCACACGGACAGGACGCACACAAAUUUCAUUUGUAUUCACUUAACGCUGAUUUAUUGUAAUUAAACGAAUUUGUUGCAUUUAUUUAUACAUACAUAAUUACAUAGUACAUACAUACAUACAAUUAAAAAAGCAAAGCGCACCUCAACUCUGGCAGCGCACAAAAGCAUGCUAUACUUUUGCCAUGUCUCACACACACACACAAACCCAAACAAAAAAAUCAAAUGCAAUGGGAAACUCAAACCAGACAAGUCUCCCCCACAAUGAAAACUACGGAUGAUUGUAUGUAAUAAUAUUUACAAAUUGUACGAACAAUGCAUAUGUAUGUAUGUACAGUUGUAUUUAGCGAAUGGCAUUUAACCAGAGUCCCGAGUAUGUUGUAAUUGUUUGAUUAGACUUAUUAUUGUAAUUAUUAUCUUUACGAGUACUUUUGUAUAUGCUUCGUACACUGUGCAUUUGAUUUUACUGAAUCAGUUAGCUGCAAUGAAUUUAUAUUGUUAUUUUGAUAGUAUUUUCUUUUGUAUGUACUCCCUAUCCCAGUCCUAUUCCUUCCCCACCUCCUCCUACUACUUGAAGGCCCCUGUACCCUUGUGCUCUUGCUCUAGUUGGACAAAUCCAUUUAUGUUUUAUAGUUUUUAAGUCUAAUUUAUGUAAACGCACACAAACACACACACCACUUAAACAACAAAUAAGUAAGUUUAUUAGCGAAAUAAAUAUUUUUUGACAUUCAGCAAAAGAUUCAACAAUUUGCGCCAAAGCUUGACGAAAUUGUUUGCAUUCUUUGGCAGUCCCAAAACUGUCUGCAUUAAGGCAAACCGCAUCCUUUUCCGUAAAAUUACGUUGACCUUAAUCUUACCUCCAAUCAGUGGUUCGUUUUGAUUCGGCCAGCCAGCCAAUUUACCAUUUACAUACCCUCUAACGAACCCAGCCCUACCCCACUCUAUUUAUCCUAGCCCAGCCCAACCAAAUACUGUAAUAUUUAAUACGUAUGUAUUUUCCAUUCAACUUGUAUAAUUCUACCAAAAGGAAAAACAAAACAAAAACUAAAAAAAUAAACGCAAAAUCAUUUUCAAUAAAAAC
This is a messenger RNA of Drosophila obscura, 3817 nucleotides long. It is a transcript of the gene Galphao, whose product is annotated as G protein alpha o subunit. Bases 364 to 1428 code for a protein of 354 amino acids. Lineage: Eukaryota; Metazoa; Arthropoda; Insecta; Diptera; Drosophilidae. The record is from RefSeq and is a predicted model, not a curated record. Gene Ontology annotation, molecular function: GTP binding; G protein-coupled receptor binding; GTPase activity. Gene Ontology annotation, biological process: adenylate cyclase-modulating G protein-coupled receptor signaling pathway. Gene Ontology annotation, cellular component: heterotrimeric G-protein complex. The transcript has 8 exons.